Molecule: messenger RNA, 844 nt
Organism: Camarhynchus parvulus
Lineage: Eukaryota; Metazoa; Chordata; Aves; Passeriformes; Thraupidae
Gene: TNNC2
Product: troponin C2, fast skeletal type
Exons: 6
Coding region: 133-615 (160 amino acids)
Cellular component (GO): myosin II complex
Molecular function (GO): calcium ion binding
Source: RefSeq, a predicted model, not a curated record
CAGUAGCUGGAGGCACAUCCCACAGAGGAGACACUACAAAUUGGGGUGCCAGGGGCACCACGAAGCUUCUGGGAGUUCCUGCUGCAGGAGCUGGUGUUUCUCUGGGGGUGGGAAGCUCCAUAAAUUCCCAAGAUGACGGACCAGCAGGCAGAAGCCCGUGCCUUCCUCAGCGAGGAGAUGAUUGCAGAGUUCAAAGCCGCCUUCGACAUGUUUGAUGCUGAUGGUGGUGGAGACAUCAGCACCAAGGAGCUGGGGACGGUGAUGAGAAUGCUGGGCCAGAACCCCACCAAAGAGGAGCUGGAUGCCAUCAUUGAGGAGGUGGACGAGGAUGGCAGCGGCACCAUCGAUUUCGAGGAGUUCUUGGUCAUGAUGGUGCGCCAGAUGAAAGAGGAUGCCAAAGGCAAGUCUGAGGAGGAGUUGGCCAACUGCUUCCGCAUCUUUGACCGGAAUGCGGAUGGGUUCAUUGACAUCGAGGAGCUGGGUGAGAUCCUGAGGGCCACCGGGGAGCCUGUCACUGAUGAGGACAUAGAGGACAUGAUGAAGGACUCAGACAAGAACAAUGACGGUCGCAUCGACUUUGAUGAGUUCCUGAAGAUGAUGGAGGGUGUGCAGUAAGGGACCAGACAUUCCUCAGGCCAGCUGCUGCAUCCAGCCCUGCUCCCCUGCUGUCCAGGGAGCAGCAGCUCCACAGCAUCUGGCCCUCAGCACUUGCUGGGACCUUGCUCUGUGCCAGGGUCCUGGUCUCAUCUCACCACCGGCGGCUGAGCUUUUCCUCCCAUCUGUCACCUAUGGCUUUGACUCGAGCCUCAAUUAAAGAGGAAAGGCUUGAGCUGCUGGUGCAGGA